Molecule: messenger RNA, 1186 nt
Organism: Hippocampus comes (tiger tail seahorse)
Lineage: Eukaryota; Metazoa; Chordata; Actinopteri; Syngnathiformes; Syngnathidae
Gene: akirin1
Product: akirin 1
Exons: 5
Coding region: 161-727 (188 amino acids)
Biological process (GO): positive regulation of myoblast differentiation; positive regulation of lamellipodium assembly; negative regulation of skeletal muscle satellite cell proliferation
Cellular component (GO): nucleus; chromatin
Molecular function (GO): transcription coregulator activity
Source: RefSeq, a predicted model, not a curated record
AAUUCAAGCAGACUCACUCGGCUCUUGGCUCUCAGACGAAGAAAAAAAAGAAAAAGAAAAAAAGCAGUUGUCGUGGGAAGCAAGACGGACGCCCGGCACCGGCACCAACACGGACUGAAUUUUGUUUCUAUUAGUUUGACAAGGCAUUUUUUCGCCGAACAUGGCCUGCGGGGCGACACUAAAGCGCUCGAUGGAGUUCGAGGCCCUCCUCAGUCCCCAGUCUCCGAAGCGGAGACGGUGCAACCCCCUGCCGGGAACUCCCGGCACUCCGUCCCCACAAAGAUGCAACAACCUCCGCGCCGCUGUCGACGGCCCGACGCACUCCGUGUCGCCGCAAAGCGUCGCAGGCGACAACAGACUCACGCCAGAGCAGAUCUUCCAAAACCUGCGCCAGGAGUACAGCAGGAUCCAGAGGAGGCGGCAGCUGGAGGGAGCCUUCAGCCAGACGGAGGCCUGCGGACCUUCCGACGUCUCCAGCCCUUCUUCAUCCCUGCACGCCCCCAGCUCCCCACCGGGCGCCUCGAGACGGGACCAGCCCUCGUUUACGCUGAAGCAGGUGAGCUACCUGUGCGAGCGCUUGCUCAAAGACCACGAGGAGAAGAUCCGUGAGGAGUACGAACAGAUCCUCAACACAAAACUCUCAGAACAAUACGAGUCCUUUGUGAAAUUCACACAAGAUCAGAUCAUGCGAAGAUACGGCGCCCGGCCUGCUAGUUAUGUCUCCUGAACGCACCAAAACAAGUUCCCACUUUCUUCCCUCACACACAAGAUGGCUGCCCUUCGAAGGCCUUCUACCACUUGAUUUGUCCCCCCCCCCGACACACACUCACAGUGCCAUGAUUUAACCGCUUUUUAUCCAAAACUGUUGCUACUGGCCAAAACUCAAGACCAAAUCUUGAGAGAUGACCGACCUUUGUCCUGUUGCCCCCCCCCCCCCCGAUUUCAGUUUUUUGUCUUUAUUUUACGUUUUUAGUUUGUCGUCUCUUGUUGUCGCUGUCUCUUUCUAACUGAAAACGUGGACUGAAGCCGUGUCCGAUCUCUGGCCUGGCGCUGUAGACUACAAAGUUUCUGCUUCUUCUUCUUGGCUCAUGUGAUAGAAGCUCAUUGAAGUGAGCAGCUGUAUUUAACACCUCAUGUCGUCACUCCUCGCUCGCCCUGUCUCUCCUCCAACAAGAGAAUGUGCUUU